AUGGGGUGUGGAGGAUCCAAGGUGGAGGAGCUUCAAUUGGUGACUCUUUGUAGAGAGCGUAAGGAGUUGAUCAAAGCCGCGUCUCGCCAUCGUUACGCUCUUGCUGCAGCUCACGUCACGUAUUUUGAAUCUCUCAAAGACAUUGGCGAAGCCAUAAGGAAAUUUGUUGACGAAGAGAUUGUGAUCUCUGGUGCUGAUUCUUCUUCCUCCCAUGGUUCUCCUGUUCUUACACUGCCAUCUGAUGAAGGUAAAGGAAAGAAGAUGAUGAAGAAGAAGAAGAAGAAGAAGAAGAAGAAGGCAGAAUCGGAUGAGAAACACAUAAACUCGUCUUCGUCUUCCUCGAUUUUACAUUCCGUUUCGGUUUCGGACGAGAUCGAUUGCUCUCACUUGCAUUUAUCAUCUGAAUCGGAUUCUGAAUCUGAACACAAUUCUUCCGGUCCUAUUCAUCUUGAAGAUACUCCAGUAGUACUACCAGAUCAAGGUUAUAGCCAUCCUCCUCCUUAUGUUUAUCCGCCUGAUUGGAGUUCUCCGACGAAUACAUUCGCCUAUUAUAUGCAGAGAUCAACCACUCCAGGGACAACGGUGAUGUACGAUGGACCGGAGACUCAUACCGCUUUAGAUGGGCAGUGGCCUGAUCCUUCUCACAGUUAUUCGCCAUAUCCGCAGUAUGGAAAUGGAGGGUUCUAUGGGUUUUCAAUGGGUUCACAACCUGAUUAUAACCUGUAUAAUCAGCAACAGAGGCGCCCCGCUACUCCGCCACCUCCUCCUUCUCCGCCGCAGGUCUCUGCUUGGGAAUUCAUGAAUGUUUUUGAUGGCUAUGAUAAUGGCUACCGGGAUUAUAAUUCAGGGAAUACAUAUGGGUAUGGUUCAAUUCAGAGCAGUCCUGAUUCCAAUGAAGUGAGGGAGAGAGAAGGGAUACCUGAAUUGGAAGAUGAAACGGAGCCUGAAGCUCUGAAAGAACUUAAAGAGAGGAAGAAAUUGAAUGUGGAGACAAUGAGUAAGAAUAUAAAUUUAGGGGAAGGGACUUCUAAGUUUGUUCCGCCUCAGAGUAGUGAGGGCAGUUCAAAAUCAGUGCCAUUGCCAAAUUGUGGUAGCUCACCGGUAUCUAAGGAGAAAGGAAUGGAUAACAGUCCUGAUACAAUUGUGUCGAGGAAAUCGGAACAGGAGGAGCCAGUGGAGACAAAAGAAGUGAGUUUCGAGAUUGAGGAGAUGUCGACCUUAGAUGUCGAAUCUUCUAAGAAAAGUAAUUUAGCGACAUUCGCUGCGUUUGGUACAAGGGAUCUUCAGGAAGUUGUAAAUGAAAUUAAGGAUGAAUUUGAAGCUGCUUCUAGCUAUGGGAAAGAGGUAUCAAUGUUGCUUGAAGUUGGGAGAUUGCCUUAUCGGUCGAAGCUCACUGCACUUAAAGUUAUGCUUUCUCGGAUCCAGUACUCGGUGGCCCGUUCCUCGGCAUCUUCUCAGCCGCCAUUGAUUUCGUUGGACCAUAAGACGCUGAAAAUGGCGAAAGCAUACACUGGAGAUGGCAGUCCUGGCAAUGAGUUUGAGUUGAAAUAUGGAAGCCUUUCAUCUACGUUGGAGAAGCUUUAUGUAUGGGAGAAGAAACUGUACAAAGAAGUUAAGGAUGAAGAAAGAUUACGUGUUGAUUAUGAAAAACUGUGCAAGAAGUUGAAAAGGUUAGAUGACCAUGGAGCUGAUACCACUAAAAUUGAUGCUACUCAUGCAUCAAUUAGGAAGAUAUUAACCAAGAUCGACAUCUGUAUCAAAGCUGCUGAUGCUAUAUCAAGCAGGAUUCAUAGGUUGCGGGAAGAAGAAUUGCAGCCUCAACUAUCUGAGCUGAUUCAUGGGUGGAUAAAGAUGUGGCGAUCUAUUCUAAAAUGCCAUCAGAAACAAUUUCAAGCAGUGAUGGAGAGCAAGAUUCGGUCAUUAAAAGCUAGAACGGGAUCUAGAAGAGAUGAGAGUUUGAAAGCUACAGUGGAUCUUGAAAUGGAACUUGUCAACUGGUGCGCUAGAUUUAACGAUUGGAUUCGUACCCAAAAAGCUUAUGUCGAAUCGUUAAAUGGAUGGCUCCUACGAUGCCUUAACAACGAGCCUGAAGAAACUGCUGAUGGUAUUGCUCCUUUUUCACCAGGUCGGAUGGGAGCUCCACAGAUUUUCAUUAUUUGCAAUGAUUGGCACCAAGCUAUGCUCGAAAUUUCAGAAGACAAAGUGGUUGGUGCCAUUCAUGGUUUUGCUUUAAACUUGCAUGAGUUAUGGGAAAGGCAAGAUGAGGAACAACGUCAGAGGAUCAAAGCCAAUUUCCUUUACAAGGAUUUUGAAGAACACCUUAGAACCUUAAGAAUGGAGAGAGCUAUGUUGAAAUCUGACCAAGAUGAGGCAUCAGGAGGAACUGUAGUCUCAAAAAUUCCUUCUGAAAGUGAAGUUUCUCAACCGGAUGAUCUGAAAGUUAAUUUGGAUUCACUGAGGAAGAAGUUAUACGACGAGAGAGCAAAACACAAGGAUUCCAUUAAACUGGUUCACAAUGCUGCUUCAAAUAGCAUACAGGCCGGCUUGGUUCCCAUCUUUGAGGCAUUGGAAAAGUUCAGUUCCGAGGUUACGAAAGCACACGAGCAAGUCAGGCUUCAAAACUCUUAGAUGCUAGUACCUGUAAUACAGCUAGGCUCUGAGUACCCUUUCGGGUUUGUAGUACACGGCCUACUACUUCAUGUUUUCACACCGGCAGCGUGCUAUUGGCGGAUCGGGAGAUGCACUCCGACAUACUACAUACUGACACUUACAAAUCCUGGUAGGCAUGUAUUUAAGAAUCCCUCCUUUCAUGAUGUACAUAUAUAAGCCAAUGAGAUCACCUGGUGUAUGUAAAUUAUUAGGCUAGCAGAAGGAAACCAUGGGAAAGGAUUAGAAACACUGAGAAAUUAGAAAAAAAAAUGAAGAGAAGCUAGAAGUUAGAGGUGAGAUUUUUGGAAUUGGAAGUUGAAUUAUAAUUUAGAAGAGAGGGAUCUUUGAAGGGCUAAAGAGAACCUGGAUUAUAGAAGUCUGUGAUAAUGUGAUAUUGAUGAUGAUGAUGGUCAUUGAUGUGGGCUUGGAGAGCUGUGAAGAUGGUGCAGAUUUUGAAAAUUUUGGCUUAGCUUUGCUUACCCUCCUCAUCUAGAUGAAUAGGAACAAGAAUGUUGUAUAGAAAUUCAUUCAUUGGUGCAUUUGUUGCAA
Molecule: messenger RNA, 3198 nt
Organism: Cucurbita maxima (winter squash)
Lineage: Eukaryota; Viridiplantae; Streptophyta; Magnoliopsida; Cucurbitales; Cucurbitaceae
Exons: 4
Coding region: 1-2628 (875 amino acids)
Source: RefSeq, a predicted model, not a curated record